AUGGCUACAAGAAGGCUAUGUGAGCUGAGUGAAGCUAGGAAAUCAUUGGAGUUUCGGCUUGGAAUCACGGAAUCCAUCACGUAUUUGUCCGAAUAUCUCGCCGAGACUUACGUUGUAAAUUUUACCCAUGAUGUAAAGGACCAAAACAAGGAGGGCUGGGAAAACAACGAUGCCGAUGGCAAUGCUAAUGCCGAUGCACAUAGCGCUGUGUUCCUUGUUACCACAGAAGCAACCACCCAUUUUUCCUCAGAUCAGUCGACAAACAACUCUGCACAGCAAUAA
Molecule: messenger RNA, 282 nt
Organism: Babesia bigemina
Lineage: Eukaryota; Apicomplexa; Aconoidasida; Piroplasmida; Babesiidae
Exons: 1
Coding region: 1-282 (93 amino acids)
Source: RefSeq, a predicted model, not a curated record